UAGACUAUUACAUAUCAUUAACUGGAAUGGAUGGGUACAAUUUCAAAUACUCCUUUCUCCUCUGUUUAUUUUACUUCAGUAUGAAUAAUGCACAACGCAAUUUGGAAUGCAGUUUCCCUUAUGGUCUGGACUGUUGUGAUGGCUAUUACAGGAAUGUCUCAAGCAACAAAUGCAUAGCUUGUCAAAUUGGCUAUCAUGGACAAAACUGCUCUGUAAAAUGCGUGUUUCCUUCCUUUGGGAUGGCUUGUGAUAAAGAAUGCAAAGAGUGCAACGAAUCAGAAUGUCAUUAUGAUGUAGGAUGCAGUGGAGAAAUGGAUGUAAAAAUCUCUACAUACGUCACAUUUCAAAGGAUGCAAACAACAAGACUAUAUCGGGUUCUUACAACAACAGGCAGCAAAAAAGGCAAUAUUAAUUUUUAG
This is a messenger RNA of Saccostrea cuccullata (small rock oyster), 419 nucleotides long. RefSeq lists its product as uncharacterized. NCBI's taxonomy places the organism in Eukaryota, Metazoa, Mollusca, Bivalvia, Ostreida, Ostreidae. The record is from RefSeq and is a predicted model, not a curated record. The transcript has 4 exons. The coding region runs from base 27 to 419 and encodes 130 amino acids.